UGGAUUACCAGAAAAUGAUCCUUAUAAUUUAUUUGCUGUUGACGAUGAAAGAUGGAUGUUGUAAAGAUUAUCCAACCAUUCAAACAAAGACUAUUUAUGUUGGAGAUCCUGUGAAGUUGACAUGCUCACGCAGGGAUGCUGGAGAGUUUUUGUGGAUGAGGACCAGUUCUGGAGAUUCUCCCGACAUCUUUGGAAAACAUGAGAAUAUGUAUUCUCAAGUUAAAGUUUCUUUGGAACCUGGAAUUGUUGUUUUGCAGAUCACAAAAGCAAGGAUAAAUGAUUCUGGAUUGUAUUUCUGUCAGAGAGUGUAUAAAGGAAACAAAAGUAUUCUGAAUGUAACAUACCUGUCAGUUGAAGAAUCUGCCGCCAUCGCAGACCCCACAUCUGCUCCACCCCAUCUCCGUGACUCUCUGACUCUCUAUUGUUCAGGCCUCCGUGACUCUCAAAAUAAAUCUUGUCCUGGAGAUGAGAGUUUGCUCUGUUUUAGAGCUGAAUCAAUUCAAACUCUCCCAAGUUUAAACUACACUGACAAUGAAGAAGAUAGAUUAAAAUUUGACUCUGAAGGAUGUGUGUACAGCUAUUUCAAGAACUACAGCAUGUCUGGUGCUCAGAUAUAUCAAUGUGCUGUGGCAAAGUAUGACGAGAACACAUCUGGAAGAAAAUCAAACCCCAACACUAAAGCAGAAAACCAAAGAGAUUCAAGUAAUUACAAUACAGUUGUCUUUCUGAUGAGUGCUGCUUUGGCUUUGUGCCUGGUUGUUAUAGCCUUCCUCAUUUAUUUAAACAUACAAGUUAAUAAAAAGUUAAAUGAUUGUUGCAGUGCAACGGUGGCUGGGCAAUCACAAGAAUCAAUCAGAAGAAAUCAAGAAAGCCAGAAGUUGCACGAGGAUGUGUUGGUUUAUUCAGCAGUUUCCACAAGAAGAAAAGCCAGCAAGAAAAGGACAGCGGGCACAUCACCUGAGGAACAAGAUGUCAUCUACACAGAAGUCAAUGUUCUUGGGCUCUGAUAAAGCUAAGCUAAUGUUACAACUAUUUUCUUAAGACUAAGUUUAAAAUGCACUUUAUUCUGUUUCAGAAGACUAAACAAAUUCUUUGGAAAAAUUGUAUUAAUAUGUGUGGAUGUCUGUAUUUUUGAUACCCAUUUUAUUCUGCACGUAUUUGCUUAAAAUGAAACAAUAGCUAUGUUAUGUGCUUCUCAAGUAGAUGCAUUUAGGCUACAUGUGAAGGCUCUUAGCAUAAAAACAUUAAUAAAAGUAAUUGUCAUCUGU
This is a messenger RNA of Fundulus heteroclitus (mummichog), 1268 nucleotides long. RefSeq lists its product as uncharacterized. Bases 15 to 1007 code for a protein of 330 amino acids. The record is from RefSeq and is a predicted model, not a curated record. The transcript has 6 exons. Lineage: Eukaryota; Metazoa; Chordata; Actinopteri; Cyprinodontiformes; Fundulidae.